Molecule: messenger RNA, 3573 nt
Organism: Oenanthe melanoleuca
Lineage: Eukaryota; Metazoa; Chordata; Aves; Passeriformes; Muscicapidae
Gene: INTS6
Product: integrator complex subunit 6
Exons: 18
Coding region: 422-3088 (888 amino acids)
Biological process (GO): snRNA 3'-end processing
Cellular component (GO): integrator complex
Source: RefSeq, a predicted model, not a curated record
AGUCAGAGCGAGAAAGUGCCGGGCUGGCGGGGCCGCGGCUGCUCCGCCUGAAACUUCUGAGUAACAUCAACAGGGGGAGGGGAGGGCGGGCGGCGGUGGAGGAGGAAGGUGGCGGUGGGGGGAAGGUUAGCCAGCAGCGCAGCCCUAUCCGCCUCUCCCUCAUAAACCAGCCUGUGUUGGGCUGAGCAGGCCCCUCACACAAAGGAGGGCAGGGCAGGCAGGGCUGCCCCCUCUUCCCCCCCGCCUCGGCAGAGGGGCAGCGGGGAGGCGCCCUUCCCCGUGCACAGCACUCACAGCCACUUACUCCUCUCCCGUCCCCCGUCUUCUCUCUCUCCCCCCUUCCCCUCACCCCCACCACGGUUCUCCCCUCAGCCCCCGCCCGCUGUCCAUGUAGCCGUCCGGCCGCCGGCCCCUCCGCACUAUGCCCAUCUUACUCUUCCUGAUAGACACGUCCGCCUCCAUGAACCAGCGCACCCAUCUGGGCACCACCUAUCUGGACAUAGCCAAAGGCGCUGUAGAGACUUUCAUGAAGCUCCGAGCCCGGGACCCGGCCAGCAGGGGAGACAGGUACAUGCUGGUCACUUUCGAGGAGCCUCCCUACGCUAUCAAGGCUGGCUGGAAGGAAAACCAUGCUACGUUUAUGAAUGAGCUGAAAAAUCUUCAAGCUGAAGGACUUACGACUCUUGGCCAGUCCCUAAGGACAGCUUUUGAUUUAUUAAACUUAAAUAGAUUAGUAACUGGCAUAGACAACUAUGGGCAGGGACGAAACCCUUUUUUUCUGGAGCCGGCAAUAAUUAUAACAGUUACUGAUGGAAGUAAGUUAACUACUACCAGUGGGAUACAGGAAGAGCUCCAUUUACCUCUCAAUUCCCCUUUACCUGGAAGUGAGUUGACUAAGGAGCCCUUUCGAUGGGAUCAGAGGUUAUUUGCUUUGGUUCUUCGUUUGCCUGGUAUUACAGCACCAGAGUCAGAGCAGAUGACGGGGGUACCUGUGGAUGACUCUGCUAUCACACCUAUGUGUGAAGUCACAGGAGGUCGAUCAUAUUGUGUGUGCUCUCCAAGAAUGCUGAAUCAAUGUCUUGAGUCAUUGGUGCAAAAAGUGCAAAGUGGAGUGGUAAUAAAUUUUGAAAAAGCUGGACCAGAUCCCUCACCAAUUGAUGAUGGGCAGGUGGAGAUAUCCAGACCCUUUGGACCCCAACCUUGGCACAGCUGUCACAAACUUAUCUAUGUCAGACCAAACCCUAAAACUGGGGUUCCUAUAGGUCAUUGGCCUGUUCCUGAAUCCUUUUGGCCAGAUCAGAAUUCUCCAACACUGCCACCUCGCACAUCUCAUCCUGUGGUGAAAUUUUCCUGUACUGACUGUGAGCCGAUGGUCAUUGACAAACUGCCUUUUGAUAAAUAUGAAUUAGAGCCUUCACCACUGACCCAGUUUAUCCUGGAAAGAAAAUCCCCUCAGACCUGCUGGCAGGUGUAUGUGAGCAAUAGUGCAAAAUACAGUGAACUUGGUCAUCCUUUUGGUUACUUGAAAGCUAGUACAGCGCUGAAUUGUGUGAAUUUAUUUGUAAUGCCUUACAAUUACCCAGUCCUGCUUCCACUGCUAGAUGACUUGUUCAAAGUACACAAGGCAAAGCCUACGUUGAAAUGGCGUCAGUCAUUUGAAAGCUAUUUGAAGACAAUGCCUCCUUAUUAUCUUGGGCCUUUGAAGAAAGCUGUGAGAAUGAUGGGAGCACCCAACCUUAUAGCUGACAAUGUGGAAUAUGGACUUAGUUACAGUGUCAUUUCAUAUCUCAAAAAAUUGAGUCAGCAGGCCAAAAUAGAGUCCGAUAGAGUCAUUGGCUCUGUAGGCAAAAAGGUAGCGCAAGAGACUGGAAUUAAGGUCAGAAGCAGAUCACACAACCUGUCUAUGGCACAUAGGAACGAUUUUCAACAUCUGCUACAGGGGAUUACUGGGGAAAUUCCUCAUAGACCUCUAGACCUCAAUAUGAAGGAGUAUGCUGGGUUCCAAAUAGCUUUGCUGAAUAAGGAUUUGAAACCUCAGACAUUUAGAAAUGCUUAUGACAUACCCAGAAGAAAUCUUUUGGAUCAGUUAACACGAAUGAGAUCUAAUUUACUGAAGAGUACUCGCAAGUUCCUCAAAGGACAAGAUGAAGAUCAAGUUCACAGUGUACCUAUAGCACAAAUGGGAAACUACCAGGAGUAUCUAAAACAAAUACCUUCUCCACUCCGAGAACUUGAUCCUGAUCAACCACGAAGGCUUCAUACAUUUGGCAAUCCAUUCAAAUUGGACAAAAAGGGAAUGAUGAUAGAUGAAGCAGAUGAAUUUGUAUCAGGACCUCAAAAUAAACAUAAAAGACCUGGAGAACCAAACAUGCAAGGGAUUCCGAAAAGGCGGCGUUGUAUGUCCCCCCUGCUCAGAGGGCGACCACAAACUCCUCCAGUUGUCAAUAACCACAUAGGAGGAAAAGGGCCACCAACACCAAUUGCACAAGCACAACCUGACCUUGUUAAACCCAUUGCUAUUCACAAAACAUCAGGAACAAACAAUGAGAUUGGAGUUGAUGAUGUCAUUGAGAAUCACAUUACAGACCCCCUUUCAUCAGAUGUUUUCCCAAAUGCUGUGGAUUCAGAGUUUUCACUGUCCUCUUCACCAUUCAAUUCAUUGGAUCGACCAACAGCUCAUACAGAGGAUGUAGGCCAUGAACAUUUAGGGAACAAUUUGAAUGUUGAUGGGUUUUUGGAGAAUCACGAGGAAUCAGGUAGUAAAGAACCAAGUGCUGAAGAGAACUUGACAAUGUCUUCAUCUAGCAAAGGGAAAAAACCAGUGCACUGCAGAAGUUCCAGGGAGAUUAAUAUAGAGCUAAGAGCACAAAUUAUGAAAGAGAUCCGAAAACCAGGAAGGAAAUAUGAAAGAAUCUUCUUUUUGCUGAAGCAUGUACAAGGAAGCUUACAGACCAGACUGAUAUUUUUACAAAAUGUUAUAAAAGAAGCUUCAAGGUUUAAAAAACGAAUGCUGAUAGAACAGCUUGAGAGUUUUCUGGAAGAAAUCCAUCGCAGAUCCAAUCAGGUCAACCAUAUCAACAGCAGCUAAGAAACUGCACAUGAGAGAGCCACAGCAGGGCACUGCUGUUCUUACUUGCAUUCAUUUUUGACAUGCACUCUUAUCUCAAGUUCCUGUACCUGAAACAAUGAGAAGCUGCUCAAUAAAAUGAUGAGAAGUACCCAUCAUCCUUUUUUUCUUCACUUCUGUUAUUUUUGUAAUGUGAAAAAUACUGCAAAAACAUUUUUAUUUAACUAAAUUGAGAACUUCUUGCUUGUCAUGGACAUAAGUGUCACUUUCCCUCAGGUUCUAUUUUUCUUAAUCUAAUCUUCAAAACUAUCACCUCUUAUGGUUGAACUUUGCCAAAAAAGUUGCUUUGUAAUUUAAAAAAAAAAAAGCACAUACAUUAAACAAGGUAAUGUUUUGUAUAUACAGUUAUUUUGGAUAUAUUAUUGUAAGUUGUAUAAAUGUAUUUUGAAAAAUAUUUAAGAAAAGCACUUUUGUUAUUCCAUCAAUAAAAUCUCUAUUUUAAUCUU